Molecule: messenger RNA, 477 nt
Organism: Aspergillus aculeatinus CBS 121060
Lineage: Eukaryota; Fungi; Ascomycota; Eurotiomycetes; Eurotiales; Aspergillaceae
Exons: 3
Coding region: 1-477 (158 amino acids)
Source: RefSeq, a predicted model, not a curated record
AUGGAGGAACAGUGCAAGACCCUGUAUGUUCUCUGUCUAUCUGUCUUCAAUCAAGGGUUGCAGCAAUUGCGCAUAGUCGAGACAUCAUCGUCAACAGGCGUGAGUCGGGUCAUUGGCAGCACCCGUCCUGACGCGUCAGGAACCGCGGCGGUCCUCCUGGCCCUGGCGGUCCCGGCGGUCCUCACGGCGGUCCUCAAGGCGGUCCUCACGGCGGCCCUGGAGGCCCCGGAGGCCCUGGCGGUCCUGAACACUUUGGUGGCCCUCAAGGCGGUCCUCACGGCGGUCCCGGCGGCCCUGGUGGCCCUGGUGGUCCUGGCGGCCCUCACGGUGGUCCUCACGGCGGCCCUGGAGGCCCUGGAGGCCCUGGUGGUCCCGGCGGCCCUCACGGUCACGGUGGCCCUCAAGGCGGUCCCGGCGGACGCUGUACGAUCACACCUACCUCCGACCACCAUUUCACCGCGCUUCGCCAGGAGUUGA